AUGGCGCGGCUGUGCGCGGGAUGGCGCCGCUGGCUCCGGCCGCUCGUGGUGACGGUGUACGCGCUGCUCGUGGCCGUGGCUUUACCGCUGGCUGUGUGGCAGCUCCAGAAAGCCGAGGCUGGAACACACACUAAGGCGUGGUUCAUCGCGGGUGUGUUUGUGUUUUUAACCAUUCCCAUCUCUCUAUGGGGCAUUCUGCAGCAUCUAGUGCACUACACCCAACCUGAGCUACAGAAGCCUAUCAUCAGAAUAUUGUGGAUGGUGCCAAUUUACAGCUUAGACAGCUGGAUUGCUCUGAAGUACCCCAGUAUAGCCAUCUAUGUGGAUACUUGUCGGGAGUGCUAUGAGGCGUAUGCCAUCUAUAACUUCCUGAUGUUCCUGCUGAACUUCUUGGAGACACAGUACCCGAACCUAGCGCUUAUUUUAGAGGCUCAGGAACAGCGCUCACUUCUGCCCCCUUUCUGCUGCUGCCCUCCAUGGGCCAUGGGAGAGGUUCUUCUGUUCAGGUGUAAACUGGGAGUUUUGCAGUACACUGUUGUCAGACCUGUUACUACUGUCAUAGCACUCGUGUGUCAGUUGUUUGGAGUCUAUGAUGAGGGAAACUUCAGCUUCAGGAAUGCCUGGACUUAUCUCGUCAUCGUCAACAACGCCUCCCAGCUGUUCGCCAUGUACUGCCUGCUGCUAUUCUACCGCACUCUGAAGGAAGAGCUGAGCCCGUUAAGACCUGUCGGGAAAUUCCUCUGUGUCAAAAUGGUGGUGUUUGCCUCAUUUUGGCAGGCUGUGUUCAUCGCCUUUCUGGUGAAGGUUGGAGUCAUCUCUCAGAAGCACACUUGGGAGUGGGAGAGUGUGGAGGCUGUAGCUACAGGGUUACAGGACUUUGUAAUUUGUAUUGAAAUGUUCCUGGCUGCCAUUGCGCAUCACUACAGCUUCAGUUACCGUCCGUAUGUGCGUGAGGAUGAUGAAGGCUCCUGCUUUGACUCCUUCCUUGCCAUGCUGGAUUUCUCCGAUAUACAAGCUGAUAUUUCUGAGCAAGUCCGUCAUGUGGGGCGCACAGUGCUCGGACGUCCCCGUAAGCUUUUCUUUGGCUCUGAAGUGGACAUUGUGCAGGGCGAGCACACCGGCCUCCUCUCAGGAGCGUCUCAUGAGCGACUGGGCGUCGACCCCCUCUCUGUACCCGCUUCCCCGAAGGCACAGUACCAGGGCCUCGGCCAAACAGACACACCUCGCUCUCGCUCCGCCCCCACUGGCUUUAACUCCUCCUCCUGGAGGAGCGACAGUUGCGUAGUUCCUGUGACUACCAGUCAGAACACAGGAGUGAAGUCAUAGUUGUAGUAUAUAGAAAACACACACGCACGCACGCACACACACACACACACACACACACAAACGCACACAGAGCAGAUGUUGAGUAUAUUUACACUACCGUUCAAAAGUUUGGGGUCACCCAGACAAUUUUGUGUUUUCCAUGAAAAGUCACACUUUAAUUUCCCACCAUAAGUUGUCAAAUGAAUAGAAAAUAUAGUCAAGACAUUUUUCUGGCCAUUUUGAGCAUUUAAUCGACCCCACAAAUGUGAUGCUCCAGAAACUCAAUCUGCUCAAAGGAAGGUCAGUUUUAUAGCUUCUCUAAAGAGCUAAACUGUUUUCAGCUGUGCUAACAUGAUUGUACAAGGGUUUUCUAAUCAUCCAUUAGCCUUCUGAGGCAAUGAGCAAACACAUUGUACCAUUAGAACACUGGAGUGAGAGUUGCUGGAAAUGGGCCUCUAUAUACCUAUGGAGAUAUUGCACCAAAAACCAGACAUUUGCAGCUAGAAUAGUCAUUUACCACAUUAGCAAUGUAUAGAGUGGAUUUCUGAUUAGUUUAAAGUGAUCUUCAUUGAAAAGAACAGUGCUUUUCUUUCAAAAAUAAGGACAUUUCAAAGUGACCCCAAACUUUUGAACGGUAGCGUACAAGCUGCAAACACAAUCAACACACAUCAAAACAUAUCCUAAUGACUACAUGAUAAAAGCAAACUGUUCUAAUAAAGGUCGUAUUGCAAUCUGAGUGCUUUUGAAAUUAUAUCGUGACUUUCCAGUGUUCAAACAUCUGGUUUUGUAAUUGCGUGCGCUGUAGUGCAGUGGUAUUUAAUAUGGUUUGCUUUGUCAAAGUUGAUGGUGAACUUAAGUGCACUGAAAUUGUUCUAGUGUCUCUUAAAUAAAACGACAAGGUUCGGUUUGUAUU
Molecule: messenger RNA, 2218 nt
Organism: Neoarius graeffei (lesser salmon catfish)
Lineage: Eukaryota; Metazoa; Chordata; Actinopteri; Siluriformes; Ariidae
Product: transmembrane protein 184C-like
Exons: 10
Coding region: 1-1326 (441 amino acids)
Biological process (GO): transport
Molecular function (GO): transporter activity
Source: RefSeq, a predicted model, not a curated record